Molecule: messenger RNA, 1720 nt
Organism: Coccidioides immitis RS
Lineage: Eukaryota; Fungi; Ascomycota; Eurotiomycetes; Onygenales; Onygenaceae
Exons: 3
Coding region: 1-1587 (528 amino acids)
Source: RefSeq, a predicted model, not a curated record
AUGGCUUCGCAUAGCAUCCAACUUCAGCCAAUUCCCCAAAUAUAUGACAAUGGUCAUGUGCAGCUAAAGGUGUCGGGCUCUCUUCAAGCCGCUCUGUCAAGCGCCUUUGCUUCAUGCCCCGAGAGAUUGAGAGCUACCUUUGAAAAUGCAUGGCUAUGGUCUGAUCUAUGCCUGUCUGUGGCUCCGCAAAACUAUCAAGUCGUCAUUGACGAAAUAAAAGCUGGCCAGGUACACGUCUUGCUUCCUCUCAAACGGAACUUUAACUACUCGGCCCAGCUAGAAAUGCCAAGGCAGCAACACCUGCACAGUCUUGUCUCAUGCCUUGAUUCUCAUGUUCAGCCCCCUUUCGGUAUCCCGGUGGUUACCGUUCGCCAUAUUGAGGCAAGCUUCGAGUUUAUGCUAACAGAGUCGGACUCUUUGGGGUUUGCGCAAAAUUGCUAUGACCUUAGACGGUACCCGGCUGCUAUCCCCGCCGAUGUGUGUACUCGCAGCGGACUGCUCUUUCAUUAUUCCCUGGGUGAUAACGCGGAAGAAUCGUUGUCAAAUCCGGAUGAAGACUGGAUCUCGCUCGAAAAUGAUCCUACCUAUUCGAGCCAAAGGUCGAUCUCAAGUUAUAGCUCAGAUGGCUAUGGCACGGUGGCUCAUUUAGAAACAUCUGAGACCGGGUUUCCAGUCAAAACGGUCCGGUGCUACGCUUCCUUGCUAGAUUUAGGACUCCGCAACUUCCUAUGCCAUCAGCCUUUUCGACUCGAGCCCGACGUCGAGGGCGGAAAUACAAAUGAGAAUCCCGAUGUUCUCUCCAAUCUUGCGUCUCGUAUACUUAACCUGGAAUAUAAUCGUGCUAUUGCGCAACGGAUAUCUUUGAUCCCAGUGAUAGCAAAGGGGAUACAUUCCCUGUUGUCGACUACCCAAUCACCGGAACUCAAGUCAAGGCUUGGUAGUCUUGCCAGGACAUACUUCGACAGAUAUUGCUUCCAGGAUUCCAGUGUAUCGGGGACCACCAACCCUACCCCCGAUACCAGGACAAUAUUGAAAUGUCUUCUCUGGACAAACGCACAAAAUGGCCUAUCCAGCUCGAAUCUGAUGAGCAAGCUCAGCCCGUUGCAAACUGGCAUACCUUGUUCUAUAUCGCCUUCGAGGGGGUGGACUCACUAUGACUCCUUGCCCGAAACAAAACCUACCAUGGACACGCCUUUCGAAGUAUUUGCACAGUGUCUCUUCGAUGACGGAGGAACAGAUGAGGAAGAGCUUUUCUUUGACCAUCUCGAUACGUCUGACGGAAACCAAUCGUUGGACGGGCUUCUCGAAGUAGCAACGCAAUCGCCUGCCCAAUUCUCAUCACCUAUGCUCGACGGCGCCGUUGUCGAUGAAACCCUGGAAUAUGAGAUCGAGAUGCUCGAUCACUCCUCGCAGCCGUCGCUUUCCCCCAAAUUUCCUACUUCUUUUGCAAAUUCAGACCCAAUCUUAGAUGAUGAGGACGAUGGGCAUAUGAGAAUAGAUGCAGACCACGAUAUCAGCUUCAACAACAGCUUCAGCAGCAAUAUCACCCACUUUCCUGUGUGUAGUAAUGAAGAAAUGCUCUUCUAACAGAACAACAUUGAUGCUGAUAUUUUGUGGAGCAAUUUGGAGGAUGUGCAAGGUUCGAUAAUAAAUCAUUGUCGUCCAGCUGACCUAUGCGACUUUGCGAUUAACUAACCAAACCUCCCUACAUAAAAAAAAA